AUAAGAUAAUAAAACUUGCCUAAAACUACUUAUACAUCGUAUGACAAGACAAUAGGGCGUAUCUGGAUCCUCUCCAUCGCACUCGCCUCUCUUGAUACUGCUAUACCAUCGGACUGUAGAGGGCAAAAGAGAAAAUCCAGCCCCUUCCUCUCACUAUGGCUGCCACAGCAGACAUCCCCGUUAUCGACAUAUCCGGAGACCAGGAUGUCGUGGCCCAGCAACUGGUCGACGCCGCCCAGGAGCACGGCUUCAUUUACAUAAAAAAUCUCGGAAGAGACAUCUCCAGGAGCAGCAUCGAUGGGGCAUUUGCGCUGUCUAAGAAGCUAUUCGAUGCCCCCGUAGAAGAAAAGCAGGCCUGCACCAUCAAUACAAAUAACCGCGGCUGGUCUGGCAUGCACUCGGAGACUCUGGAUCCCAAGAACCAAAAGGUUGGAGACUUCAAAGAAGCUUUCAAUUUUGGUGAAUUCGUCGAUGGAAAAGCUCAGCAGCCUCUUCCUCCCACCAUUGCUAGCGAUGAGCCUGAGAUCAAUGCAUUUGCAGACUCUUGCCACAAGCUCUGCAAGAAGCUGUUGCAUCUCCUCGGAAUAGGUCUCGGCGUUGGCGACUUCUUCUCCUCAGCGCAUGGCACCAACGGCGAAUCCGCCUCCAUCUUGCGCCUUCUCCGCUACCCACCCCCUGAUCAGACCGCUCCCUCUAGUGAUGAUAUCCGCGCCGGCGCACAUUCCGACUACGGCUCCAUCACGCUACUCUUCCGGCUAAAAGGCCAGGCUGGCCUAGAACUCCAGAAGAAAGACGGCUCUUGGGCUCCUGUGCCCGUCUGCCCGCCUGGCUCAGAGAACGACGUCAGCCCCCCGAUUCUGAUCAACAUUGGAGACUUGCUCUCUUACUGGACCAACGGGCUGUUUAGAAGUACCGUCCACAGGGUAGUCUUCCCAUCCGAUAACCAGGCGAGCAGAGUACAAGGCGAAACAAGCUCCGCGCCGCGGUAUUCGAUUGCCUUCUUUUGCCACCCUAAAGGAACAAUACCCUUGGAGCCUGUGCCCAGCGACAGGGUGAAGAACUUUGUGCCAGAUGAGAGCACCCCGAAUCAGAACCCGUAUGCUGAGAGAAAGGUCAUGACGGCAAAUGAGCAUCUUUUUAUGAGACUGAAGGCUAGCUACGGGACUUUGUAUGACGAGGAGCCGUGAGGCUCAUAUCUAAUCAUUGACAGUUUCUAGGUAUAUUAAGGUCUAAUUUCUUCCAUUCAUCAUUAAUGCCAUACAUAUAUAAUCCUAUUGAUUAUUUACGCCCCAGAAACAGAACAUGAAAAUUAGACAGAAGAGACCUGCUAUCCUCUGCUAGAUAAAUGAUAUAGUUAAAUCAACCCACAGU
Trichoderma asperellum CBS 433.97 is the source of this 1371-nucleotide messenger RNA. RefSeq lists its product as uncharacterized. Gene Ontology annotation, molecular function: 2-oxoglutarate-dependent dioxygenase activity. The record is from RefSeq and is a predicted model, not a curated record. NCBI's taxonomy places the organism in Eukaryota, Fungi, Ascomycota, Sordariomycetes, Hypocreales, Hypocreaceae.